UAUAAGAAGAAUUGAAAGUAACAGAAAAGCCUUAUCAUACAAUUAAAAAUGAAUAGAGUAAUUAUAGUUUCGAAAUUAUGUUAAAAUAAUUCAGACUGUAAUGAAGACAUAAUUGGUUUAUCAUUCAUAGAAUCUUUAUAAGAAUCAGUUAUAUGGAUAAAAGAAUGUAAUGAAUAAAUUUAGGGGAUCAAAUAAAAAUAGGAAAUGGAAUUAAAGAAAUAAUAAGCAGAGAAGAAACAAUAAUAAUAGUAAUAUGAUGUUUAUAAAUAUUAAGAAGAUUAAAAAAUAAUUUACAAUAUACCAACAUCUGCACUUAUGUUAUUGAACAUUGAAAGUUCAUAAAUUUAGAUAAAAUUUGUUAGAUUGAAAACAGGGAGAAAGGAGGAUAGAUUAGACUUUCAGAUUUAGGAGUUUUUGUCAUAAUUGAUUGAUUUAGGUAUUCAUGAAAUAAACAAUAAUCAUAAAUUGAAAGAUUUUUGUGGUAAGCUUUGUGUUAAAGCCUACUAAUAGCCUAUAUUUUUGAACUCAAUGGAAAAGAGUGAAUAAUUAAAGGGAGUUAUGCCAUAGUGA
Paramecium sonneborni is the source of this 570-nucleotide messenger RNA. The record is from the annotation of a GenBank genome assembly. Lineage: Eukaryota; Ciliophora; Oligohymenophorea; Peniculida; Parameciidae.